This is a messenger RNA of Ilex paraguariensis (yerba mate), 348 nucleotides long. The record is from the annotation of a GenBank genome assembly. Lineage: Eukaryota; Viridiplantae; Streptophyta; Magnoliopsida; Aquifoliales; Aquifoliaceae.
AUGCAGGUGAACUUAGUUGAUUGGCUGAAAAGGAUGGUUGCAAAUAGAAACCCGGAGGCAAUUUUGGAUCCCAAGCUAUCUGAAAAGCCUUCUACAAGGGCAUUGAAGCGGGCUCUUUUAGUAGCUUUACGCUGUGUAGAUCCAAAUGCACAGAAGCGACCGAAAAUGGGGCACGUGGUACAUAUGCUUGAAGCUGAAGAAUCUCCCUUUAGAGAUGAUCGAAGAGCUGGGAGGGAGCCAGGGCGUGCACAUCAAGACAGUCCAAAGGGUGGAUCGAAGGAGAAGCACCAGACAGAGUCAGGUGACAACAGUGGGUGUGAAAGUGGAGUUCAUGCCGAUGGUUCAUGA